CUCCGAUGAGUAGAGAGAGACGGGAGAAGAGAGCUGGGGAGCAACUAACAUACCCACAGUAUCUCAUCACUUGCUCUCUGGAAAUGCUUCAGAUGGGCUCCUUAUAGUAGCUCCAAAAACGUUGCAGAAAUGCAAUUCCUGCCGCCGCCAUUCAGACAUCCUGUGCGUCCUCAGAGUGCCAGCUGAGCUCCGGAGAAACUUGGACCAAAUGGGAUGCGCGUAUUUUGGCAGGGACCAUGCUGUUUGGUUGUUAUUUUGUUGUUGUUUUUGUUAAGUGUCUUUCACGGAAUGAAGAUGGCCAUACGGAGUGAGAGUCUUCAUUUGAGAGCUUUGUCUUAAAAAAAAAAAAAAAAAACAGCACCCGAUCUAAGACGAACUCCUUCACUACCGUCCUCACUAGAACGGAGAGCUGUCCGUGUUCCAAGAUCCACCAGACGACGGGUUGGUCGCAGGAUCCCCUGAAUUUAAUGAAGAAAGUUCUCCUUUUCAGCCCAGUGGAUUUUUAAGUGGUUCAUUGACGGAUGUUGGAAGGUUGGAGACCUGCCUUUGUGGACAUAUAAGCUGCGGAAGAUCUGCCAUAAACGCUUACGCAUAAGUCUCCGGCUCAGGCUGAUCUUCUGAUGACCUAAUGGAACUGAAUUUACAAGUAGUAUUGUUUUGGGUCGUGGCGCUGCACUGUGGCUCUGUCGACGGCAGUAUCCUCUACAGAGUCCAGGAGGAGCAGCCCCCAAACACUCUCAUAGGCAGCCUGGCAGCAGACCAGGGGCUGCCUGAUUCGGGUCACCUCUACAAGCUAGAGGUGGGUGCCCCUUACCUUCGAGUUGAUGGGAAGACAGGAGACAUUUUCACGACAGAGAUUCCUAUAGACAGAGAGACCCUCCGGGACUGUCGGUCCCUGGCUAAGGGCAAGCCAUGCUACUUGGAAUUUGAAGUAUCGGUGACAGAUCUGAUACAGAACCAGAGCCCACGACUUAUUGAAGGACGCAUUGAAGUACAGGACAUCAAUGACAACACCCCGCAAUUUCCCUCUUCUGUGCUCACCAUCUCUGUACCUGAGAACACAAUCAUGGGGGCAUUAUUCUCCAUACCUCUAGCCACUGACAGGGACUCUGAGAGGAAUGGAGUGGCUGACUAUGCGCUGACUGCAGGCCCAGAUGCAGCAACCCUAUUUGGUUUACAAGUGGCUGAUGACAGGGGAGGAAAACUCCCACAGCUCAUCGUCCUCGGCAAUUUGGACCGCGAGUUAAAGGAUUCUUAUGACCUCACCAUCAAGGCGGUGGAUGGAGGGAACCCUCAGCGCUACAGCAGUGCUCUGCUUAGAGUGGUUGUGACCGACGCUAAUGAUAACUCCCCUAAGUUUGAAAAGUCCUCAUAUGAUGCAGAAGUUUCAGAAAACAGUCCAGUCGGACACUCUGUGUUACAGGUCAAAGCAAAUGACUCUGACAUGGGCCCUAAUGGAGAAAUUGAGUACACCAUUCACCAAGCAGUCGACCCAGUUCCAAAACUCCUACGAAUUGAUCGGUCUACUGGCAUAAUCUAUGUCAAGGGACCACUGGACAGAGAGGAAAUCAGCAGCCUGUCCUUCUAUGUAGUGGCAAGGGAUAAGGGUCCUCAACCUAAGAGCUCUAAGACAUUUGUAACUAUUGAGGUGACUGAUCAAAAUGACAAUGCUCCUGCAGUGGAGAUUCGUGGAAUUGGUCUUGUGACUCACAGUGAAGGAGUUGCUAAUAUUUCAGAGGACAUGCCAGUGGGGACAGCUGUUGCUUUGGUGCAAGUAUCUGACAAAGACGAAGGCGAGAACGCUGUGGUUACUUGCGUGGUAGCUGGCGAUGUGCCCUUUCAGCUACGUCCUGCCAGUGACUCUCCCACUGACAACAAGAGAAAAUAUUUUCUUCAGACAACUACACCACUUGACUUUGAGAGAGUCAGGGAGUACAGAGUAGAAAUUGUCGCAGUGGAUUCUGGAAACCCAGCACUGUCCAGUACAAAUUCCCUUAAAGUACAGGUGACUGAUGUGAAUGACAACUCUCCAAUAUUCUCCCCAACAUUGUUUGAGGUUGACUUUGCUGAAGAAAACCAACCAGGAGAGAGGAUUCUGGACGUCACUGCUACAGACGCUGACAGUGGCACUAAUGCCCAACUCCUGUAUAAUAUUGUGGCAGAUUCAACCAUCAAAGGUUUGUUUGAAAUUGACCCCAACUCAGGUGAAGUAAGAGCUCGAAGCCCGCUGGAUCGUGAACAUAAAGAGCGGUAUGAAUUCCGGGUCACAGCAGCAGAUAAAGGUUCACCAGUCCAUAAAGGAACAGCAACGGUCGUAGUAAAAGUCCUUGACCGCAAUGACAAUGAGCCAAAGUUCAUGCUUAGUGGCUACAGCUUUUCAGUACUGGAAAACAUGCCUCCCCUAAGUCCUGUUGGCAUGGUGACAGUUCAAGAUAUGGACAAAGGCGAGAAUGCUCGAGUUCACCUCUCUGUAGAACCUGAUGGAGGGAAGUUUGUAGUUCAGAAUGGAACAGGUACUAUCCUCUCAAGCAUCUCAUUCGACAGAGAAAAAGAAAGUAGCUAUACUUUCCGUUUAAAGGCAGUGGAUGGUGGAGAACCGCCUAAGUCCUCCUAUGUUGGUGUCACCAUCAAUGUACUGGAUGAAAAUGAUAAUGACCCUGUAAUCACGAAGCCCUCUAAUUCGUCCUUCAGGCGGUUAUCACCUCUAGCAUCCCCAGACAGCCAUGUUGAUGUAGUGGAGGCUGAAGACCUUGACAGUGGGCCAAAUGCAGAGCUAGUUUACCAUAUUGCUGGAGGAAACCCUUACCAAUUAUUCCGCAUCUCUCCCACAACCGGAGAGAUCACUCUAGCAAAGGAGAUGACCCGCAAACAUGGGGGACUGCAUCGUCUGGUGGUGCGAGUGAGUGACAGAGGAAAGCCUCCACGCCAUGCCACAGCCCUGGUUCACAUCUAUGUCAAUGAAACAAUUUCAAAUGUCAGCUUAGUGGAAGCCUUAGUUGGACACAGUCUUUACACUCCACUAGACAGGGACAUCGCCGGUGAUCCUGACAAUGGGUUUGCUGCACAUCGCAGUAACAUUUUGUUUGGAAGCCUUGCAGGUGUGGCAGGAGUUGUAAUGUUGAUCUUGGUGGUGGUAUUUAUUCGCCACCGCAUCCAAAGAGAAACAAAGAGUGGUUACCAGCCAGGUAAAAAAGAAACAAAGGACCUCUAUGCCCCCAAGCAGGCACCAAAGAAUGCCAAAUGCAAACGAGGAAGAAAAGGCAAGCCUCAAAAGUCCCCAAAGCCGCUUGGGGAAAAUGAGGAAGUCAGCCUUCAAAAGAGUCUGAAAUUUAACCUUGAUGGAGUCAACGAUAGCCCCCGAAUACACCUGCCCUUAACAUAUUCACCGGGAAGCCCCGACAUUGGCAGGCAUUACCGCUCCAACUCUCCAUUACCCUCUAUCCAGCUGCAAGCCCAAUCCCCCUCGGCUUCACAGAAGCACCAGGCCGUGCAGGACCUGCCUGCAGCCAACACCUUUGUUGGAACGGGAGGAGAUGACAACUCUACCGGCUCAGACCAGUACUCAGAUUACAGCUACAAGACCAGCCAACCAAAAUAUAACAACAAACAGCAUCCCCAUCGUCGCGUGACCUUUUCUACCACCAACCCUGUGCAGGACCUGCAGGAUGCCUCACAGCACAGCUACUAUGACAGCGGCUUGGAGGAGUCGGAGACCCCCAGCAGCAAGUCUUCAUCUGGUCCUCGCAUUGGACCCCUGACCCUGCCCGAGGACCACUAUGAGAGGACCACCCCAGAUGGCAGCAUUGGAGAAACAGAACAUCCAGAAAACGACAUCCGUUCCCUCCCCGACGUGGCCAUGACCGGAAACUGCACAACCGAGUGCAGUGAAUUGGGUCACUCGGAUGCCUGCUGGAUGCCGGGGCAUCCCUCCCCUGUGAGGAAGACCAGGAACCUCCCCAAGCUCUCCACAUUCGUGCCUUACCAGGAGAGAGGGAGUCUGGGACGCCUGGCCAAUGGCAGCGCCAGGCUGGGUGGCGAGGAGCACCGGUCGCGCCUUCCGCCCUCCCGCAGUGCCUAUUCCAGCAGCGGCCAGGACGCCGUUCAGGACUGCCCCGUAGAGGAGAUGCCCCUGAGCGUGGCCUCCGAGUUCCCACCCACAUCACCUUCGGCCCACACCCCCAAACGAGAGAUUUACCUGUGAGAAACAUAUCGGUGCACAAACGAAGAAAAGUUACACCUACUUUAGAAGGAGGAAAAAAAAAAAAACUGUCCACACGCUAAGGCCUAUGGCCGAGUUAUAAGUAACGAUCGGCCGUGACUCAUUCAAUCACUGGCAUGAACUCUUGUCAUUUCUGACUCCAAUUAUCAACUCAUCAGCAAAUCUUGGAAUGAUUCCACAAAGUUAAUUGAUGCCCUCCCUAAUUUUUUUUUUUUAUUAUUGAAGCUCUCAAUGGAUACAAUCCAGAAAGUUAGACAAGAACCGUGAGUGGAAAUAGCAACUUUAGCAGUGACUAAUUCUUGUUGUAGUUAGGCAAGGCCCAGUCUGUGAAGUGAGUUCUUGAAAGUUGUGAUCAGUGCUCUUGUGCCAUUUCUAGGUAUUAUUUGAUAGACAGCUAAUGUGGCCGCGUCAGAAGGCAUACAACUUGAGACCAGGAGUUAGAUCAAAUGGUCGUUCUUAAUGUACAGAGCUGUAAAUACAUUUGAAUGGUGUGUUCUACAUAUAGUUUUGUCUGGCAUAAUCUGCGAAGAAUGCCUCUGAAUUUUAGCAUAUUUAAGCUUUUUUCUUUACUGCUGCUGUUUAAACUUGACUGAAACCAUCAAAAGGGUUGCGAUAUUGUGGAAAGCAUUUACCUGCUCCUCAGUAUCGCUGUGGCGCGUGCCCGCACACGCACACACACAGACACACACACACACACCUUUGACCCCUAAUCAUAGUAGAAUGGCCUUUACCUCUGCUCCCUGUAGAGCUCUGCCACUGCUACAGAGAGCUGUGUGGCAGCAUUUAAAGCGACAUUAUGUCCCACUGACUCGCAGCACUGUGACCUGUCGUUCAUCAUGAAAACGGUUGACUUGGCCACAGCACCCGGAGGGUCACGAUGACCAAACGCAGAGUGCUCGCCAGACACAUUCUGAUUAGCUUUUUGCUCUCUACUUGAGAUUAUCCCGGUGCACAAGUUGCAGAAAGGUCCGCUCUUUUGAGACAAUCAGAUGGGCUUGACGUGCAAGACACAAUUUGUUCUUAUUCCUUUUCCCCUCGAAGCUCACAGGAACUGGCAAGGAUCUAAUAGAUGCCUAAGGAUCUAAGGGCACUUGAGAGUUGAAGGCGACAAGGGUUAUAGUUACCUAUGGAAGAUAAUAUGCUACUGAUGUAAAGUAGAUAGAUGUUCCAAAUGCAGACCAUUUUUGUCUAAAGGUAUCAAAUCACAAUAGAUAACCCUGUCUUGAGUGGGGAAUUUAAUACAUAAUUUAUUGCACUGAGUAUAAAUGUAUCAAUGUGAUUGAAUUUCAAAUUAGCCUUUGAUUCCUGAGCAUUCAAUGCAAAGCUGUUCACAGAUUUAAACUUAUUUUCACAUUUGUCACAUUACAACCACAAACCUUGAUGUACCUCUUUGGGAUUUUUUGUAAUAGAUCAAUCAGUGAAUUAAAAUGCUGCGCACAAUGGAAUAUCAACUCUGCACACUAUUCGCACAGUCCCCACAGUGAAGCAUGGAAGCAUGCCAGAUGUUGCUUAUUUUUAGCUACUUCGAUCUUUCGAUCAAAUUUGACCAGUUUUUGUGUCCCUGUUGUUGAAGAAAAGUAUCCCCAAAUUGAAAUAUAGUUGUUGCAGCAUUAGCUGUGAGGAUGCUAUUCUUCAGCAGGUUACAGGGAAGUUGGUCAGAGUGGGUUGGACGGGAAGCUGUGCAAGGGGUAAUAACAAGUAAGUAAUGGGUAGAAAAGCUAAUUUACAAGAAGAAAGUCUCUAGAUGUGGAAAACUGGUAGAGACAUACCCCACAAAGUUCUGGCUCACAGAACUUCUCAGACAUUUAUUCCUAAGAAUUUUGAAAACCUUGUAUCUGUGGUCUGCCACUUCACCGUUAUAUGCUACAAUGUGUUGCUCUGUUACCUUGAAACCCAAUGAAACAUAUUUCAGUUUGUGGUUGUAUCAUUAAAAAGAUAAGUUUACAGUAAGCAUACUUUUGGAAGGCAUUGAACAACAACGAGUGGAACGUAAACAGAAAUUUCAAGUGUAGGAUGGAGGCUCGGUUUAUGGCAUUGUGGUUAAUUAAGUAGAGGUUUAUUUUAAUAAGUUAUUAGGUAUUUUCAUUCUCUGACUCCUGAACAGAGAAUAAAAAUAGGGCGUGCCAGGGGGAUUAAUUUAUCUUUACAAAGAGUGACCAAGUAAAUUUGAAAGAUAUAUAGGAAGGGCACUAUGUAUUAGACGGUAAUUGGAUGCUAAUGAUGACUCCACUAACUUGCGUUAGAACAUCCUAGCGCUAGUUGGUGUCUUUGAUUUAAACAUUGAUUUGAUUAGAUUUGUAGAUACCUUUCACCUCUGCAGACUAUUUCCAUAGCGGGAUUGUGCCUCUGAGUGAGGGUGGAGGAGCCAAGAAUGGACAUUUCCUAAUUAGGGUGAGUAAUGAGUCUUGAGCUGGGGCAUGUGUGAGCGCACCCCCAGGACAAGGCAUCCACCAGACAAUGCAAAUCCACCCACAGAGCUACAACAGUUUAAAGCAGGGGUAUUUUUAACAGCACUUACCUCAUCGCGCUGCCCACUGAAAGCCGCAUUUAGGCCGUUUAAAACAAAACAUAUGGAGAUUACUGGACAUGGCCAUGAUUAAAUAGGCUCAGCAAAUAUCCUGCCUUGAGGGGGAGAAAGCACAUUAUGCCACUUUCAAAGCCAUUUAGCAACCGGAAUAAAAAUUCAAACAACAAGCCAUGAUACACUGUGAUUAACCUCCCUCCCCCCAGCCCUCUCAGAGCCGUGGAUUCACUAACUGAAAGCAGCGGGUAAGAUUGCUGACCUGGAAUUAAUAACAAGUGAGAAAGAUAGCAAUGAGUGAUAAAAUGAAUGUCACAAAGCCUCGGUUGAAAAUUUGUCUAGCUGAAUACUUUCACUCGAUUCGGAUUCACCAACAGGAUUAAAUCUUAUCCCUUUUCCGGCCUAUGUAUCACUAAAAUAAAUCUGGAAAAUGAUCCCCUGAGGUGUCUUUGAUUGUCAAUAUACAAAGGACAGGGGUAACACACAGUCUAUAAAAACACACAAUCUUUAGUUUUUUCUGUCUGACAUUAAGUCGAACAUAACUUUUCCUGUUGUAGGUCGGUUGGGAAAGACAUAAUGCAAGAAUGACGAGAAAGGCAUUUGUUAUUUAUUUAUUUAUUUAUUUUUUUACUUUAUUCAAAUUCUGAUACAGAGUUUACAUACAAAGUUAAUCUAAACCACACUUCUCCCUGGUGUGACUUCAUGAAAAGGUUAGAUAACCAAGAUAUCAGAACAGGAUUGUGGAACCAAAUAUACUGAAGAACAAACAGCAUAGGAAUAACUAGCCAUCAUACCUUCAAGAAAGAUUACAGGUUAUUUGUCCCACAGAGGAACUUGAUUUGAUGCAAAAUAUGCGCAUCAACCUCUAAACGAAGGCAAAGGAACUUAUAAAGAUGCUUACUGGCAAUUGCACACAGGGACAAAAACCUUAAUCUUUGGAGAGAUGUCCUGUGGUCUGAUGAACUGAAAUGAUUAGCCAUAAUGAUCAGGGCUACAUUUGACAAAAAUGGGGGGAAGGGACUUACAAGCCUGUCAAUGCCACCCUAACUGUGAAGUGCUCUUGAUAACAUCAAUGUCAUUCUGAGGAAAGAAAAUCUUGUGGAAAUAUUGAAGCAAUGUCAGCCAGGAAGUUCAAGUCUAGGCACGAAUGGGUUUUCUGAAUGGACAAUGACCUUCUAACUAGACAGCUAAAUUUGUUACAAAGUGGUCUAAGGACCACCAAGCCAGUGGCCAUCGCAAAGCCCUUGUUUCCAUCCCAUAGAAGACUUGUGAGCAGAGCAGAAAAGAUGUGUGUGAGCCAAGAGGCCUGCAAAUCUGAAACAGUUACACAAAUUCGGUCAGAUAGCUUGGGCCAUAUUUGUUUAAACUAGUGUGAGAAGCUUGCAGAACCAUACCCACGUUUAACCAAAGUCAUGCAGUUCAAAAAGUAAGAAUGCAAACUUUGGAUGAUGAACAGAGUUAAAAAAAAAUCUCUAAAAACUCUCAUUAUUAUGUUAUUUAUUCCGGUAGUCCUGACUGACCUAUAACAGGGGAGGUUCAACCUGACUGAAUGUCAAACAAUGAGUACAAAAAGGCUAAAUAAACAUCUGGUUGCUGAGUCAAAUGGAAUAAUAGGAGGUUGGUUAAAAAUAAAAAUAAGCGCCCUUCUCCCUCAUCUGCCUUGAUGAGUGGAAUUCCUUUCCUGCAGCCAAAUUUCACCUCCUGCUGCUCACUUCUGAGAAGAAAAAAAACAACAACAACAUAUCACCAGGCUUGCCCUUUCUUUUGGACUCAAGCUAAAGGAACUGUGUUUGCCUCUCUCUGAAACACAGCUGCUCCUCUUGAUAAAAGUUUGUUGCAAAGCACCUAAAUACACUCAGAAGUGUGUUGGAUAAUGUUUAAUUUGUAUUUUAACAUUGAUUUAAUGUUGGAUUCACUUGAGUAUAUUUUGCCUCUCUGUAAUGUGUAUUGUAUGGUGAUCAUUUCUGUGCACAGAUGGACAAAUUACGGUGACAAAAUUGGCAAAGGCAAUUUGUUUUCCCUUUUUCCUUUUUCGUACUGAUCAAAGACUCUCUGCAAACUGGCUGUGUGAAAAAAAUGAAAUCUGUCGGUGGCGUUAGUGUACAUAGUUCCUCACAACCCCAAGUCUGCUGUUCGGCGGCCGGCGAUUUUAAGCAUGAAUCCCAAAGAUGAUUGGUAGAAACUGUUUACUCGUUUUAGUUUUAUUCGACGUCCCACUCCCCCAGAUGAACUGAAAUCGACUGAACAUUUCAUCUUUUUUCCGCAGUUCAUCUAGUACAAAGACCAUUGCCUUGAAAAUAUGUCUUUGCAAGAGAGAAUCUAGUUGUUAUCCUAAAUGUUGGUAUAUUUAUAUAGGAUAAAAUGCUUGUAAUGCCAUGUUUUUGUACAGUUUUAUGUACAUACAAGUGAAGCUUUCUAAAAGUUCUGAGAAAAGCCGAUGGCAUAUAAAAAUUGUAACAUGUAUUGAGAUGUGCACAUCUUGCCUUGGUUGGAUUGACCUUUGCUGAGUCAGUGUGAAUGUGGCCGUUCUAUGCCUGCACUGUAGUCAUUCACCGGCUCCCACCUCCUGAGGACUUAAUCAGUUUUUUCUGUUUAUUGUGAACAGUGGAUUGUCUUCUCUUACCGGUUUGUUAAACUCCUGUGUUCUGCUUUGUUCUCUUUCCGCAUGUUGGCAAAUUCUCUUGUAAUACUGUAAGUCCUCAUGAACUUUGUAAUAAAAUCACUUCAGGGAAAAAAAAAA
This is a messenger RNA of Fundulus heteroclitus (mummichog), 9480 nucleotides long. RefSeq names its product protocadherin 1a (gene pcdh1a). Gene Ontology annotation, biological process: homophilic cell-cell adhesion. The record is from RefSeq and is a predicted model, not a curated record. The transcript has 5 exons. Bases 629 to 4201 code for a protein of 1190 amino acids. Gene Ontology annotation, molecular function: calcium ion binding. NCBI's taxonomy places the organism in Eukaryota, Metazoa, Chordata, Actinopteri, Cyprinodontiformes, Fundulidae. Gene Ontology annotation, cellular component: plasma membrane.